AUGAAGGUGCUUCGCGCUUUCCUGCUGCUGCUCUGUGCGCUCGCGGUUGCGCACCUGGCGGCCGCGGCGGAGUUCAACCCCGCUCUCGCCACUCUCGCCGCAAGCCCCGACGACAGCCUCCUCGCCACGGGCAAAGCGCUCGCAGAUGACGCAAGCGAGGACGCGGAUGUGCUUAUAACGAACCGCGCUCUUGCGGAGGAGGGCGAAGAGUCGCGCCACAAUGGCGCUGUUCGCGUGCUGACGGAGGUCGACCUGCUCUCCCUGCUGGCGGAGGGGGACGCUUAUGCUGACGUGGCGGACUCGCGGAGGAGCCUGAAGAAGAGGGGGAAGAAAUGCAAGAAGGGGAAGAAGGGGAAGAAAUGCAGGAAGGGGAAGAAGGGGAAAAAGAAUGGCGGCGCGGUAGCAGCACCCGGUGGGGCGGGGGCGGCACCUGGUGGGGCGGCACCUGAGGGGGCGGCACCUGAGGGAGCGGCACCUGGUGGUGCCGACGCUGGCGGGGGUUCAGGUGCGGCUGCGCGCAGCAUGGCGGAGGUCGACAUGCCCUCCCAGAUUGAGGAGGGAGAUGCUGAUGCUGACGUGGCAGACAUUCGCAGGAGCCUGAAGAAGAAGGGGAAGAAAUGCAAGAAGGGGAAGAAGGGGAAGAAAUGCAGGAAGGGGAAGAAGGGGAAGAAGGGGAAGAAACCCAAGAAGGGCAUGGAUGGGCCUCCUGCCGCUGCUGGCGCUGAUUCAGCCGCACCGAGUGGGGGCGAGGAGGCGGGGUCUGAUGGCGCGGCUGCUCGCAGCAUGGCCGAGGUCGACCUGCCCUCCCCGCUGGCGGAAGGCGAUGAGGAUGCUGAUGGUGAUGCUGACGCCGGCAGCAGCACCCCGAUCGCGCUCCAGCUAAUCCACACCAAGCCCGCAUGGACCGCCAGCGUACUCUGGUUCCUCUCGCACACGCCCCCUCUCCCCUCCCUCCACCUCUCCUUCACCCAUCCCUCCGUCAUCCCCCUCCUCCGCCGCCCCUUCUCCCUCCCCGCCUGCUCGCUCUUACUCUCCUCGCUCACCUCUCUCGAACUCUCCCUUCUAGGCAAGACCCACGACUAUAAAGUCAACAACUGGCGCCUCGGCUUAUUCGCGCCCUGCACGAGCCUCCACUCCCUCACUCUCGGGCGCGGCGCGUGGCGAUUCGACAAGUCCUCCUGCGUCGCGGCUCCCUGGUCCCGCUCAAUAACGAGCCUCACCCUCCGAGCCAACGACGCCAGGGGCCCGAACCCUAAAGCCCUGGCGGAAUUCACGCCGCAACUACACGAGUUUACCUUUUACGAGCCGGAGAGUCUCGCAUACGGGGUGGUAUCCGGCCCUGUUUACCUUAAACUGGAUUUCCCCCGCAUCCGCCGCCUCACCUUCCGCUUCGUGCAUGACGAGCUCAAGCUCCGGCUCUCCCUGCCGCCCGCGUUCACGUCGUUCCACGCGUCCGCGAAAACCCUGAUUCUGAACUGCAGCUCCGCCAGCCCGUUGGUUCUCGACCAGCUGUUCCUCUUCGGGAAGACGAGGCUGCAUAUCUCAUCGUUCGCCGUUGGAUCUGUCCGCGCGCUCUACCUGAACGGUCCGAUCAGGUUCUACCCGACAUGGCCGAACCCGUAUAUUCUUAAGAAGCGGCAGGGGUUUGGAAUGUACUCCGAGAUGCCGCCGCCGCCUUUUCCUUGGGCUGACUGGCUGCGCGCACUAGCGCCGACAACGGAGACGCAUGUCUGGGAGAAGCGGCGCGAGGAGUAUUGGGGGAGGAUGCGCGAGCAACGGCUGGAGGAGGACCGGCAGGACGAAGAACGCAUGUCCGGCAAGUACACGACGCGCUUCCACACUGGCCCCUUCGGCAACCAAGUGGCCUUGGGAUCGAAGAUCGACAACGACACUGAGUACGAUUACGAGCCGAACGAGGAUGAGCGCUGGGAAAGCAGCUACGAAGAGUACGCAACCAAGUAUUCCCUGGAACCUCCGCUCAUCGAGGAUCUGAAAUUCGUCUUUUUUCCGACCAGCAGGCGCGCGGAUGCGAACCUGCUGGGUGCGCUGCAAGCGGCGUAUCCUAGCGUGGAAAUGUACUGUGCUGAGGGGAGCUCUUGGUAUUGGAAGAAGAACGGGGAGCGAGUGCCGGGAGGGGGGUCCGUCGAGCAUGUGCGAAAACCACGGGCUGCGAAGAAGAAGAGAAGUGGCGUGGCUGUAACGAGGAGUUACAAAGGGGGGGUGAAGACCGUGCGGGACAAGGCGCACAGCGUAAAUCGGAGGUUGAUUGGCGAGGGGUACAGUAUUGAUGCGGAGGAGGCGUAUGUGUUGCGGAACAAGGAUCGGUACAUGCGCUUGGAUAACUCCGAUGAUGACUCUAGCGAGGGGGAGGAGGACUAUGUCGAGGAUGAGUGGUGGUAG
This is a messenger RNA of Closterium sp. Naga37s-1, 2400 nucleotides long. NCBI's taxonomy places the organism in Eukaryota, Viridiplantae, Streptophyta, Zygnematophyceae, Desmidiales, Closteriaceae. The record is from the annotation of a GenBank genome assembly.